CUUUGGAAGAUCAGUCAUCUGAUUGCGCGCUAACAAUGAGGUCGUUUUUGCUUGUGAUUCUGCUGUCGUUUGAAACAAGUUUGGCACAACUUGUAUACAGAGACUAUAACUCACAAAUCGGUGGAUUUUUUUAUAGACAAAUUGGACUGAUGGCUGUUCGAGGGCCAGGAGGUCCAUUCGAGAGUACUGGGCAACGAGGAGGAUUAAUUUCUGGAGUCGAUACCGGAGGUCCCUUUGGUAAUUCUGGGAGGUACGGACCAAUGAAUGGAGGACCAGUUCCUACCAAUCAAGAAGAAGGACUAAUUUCUGGAGGAAGCAAUGGAGGACCCUUUGUCCAAACUGGUAGCACAGUUGCCCAUGGAGGACUAAUUUCAGGUGCCAACAGUGGAGGUCCUUUUAACAGCAACCAAGGGAGCUAUGGAUUGAUCAGCUCCGAUAAUACUGGAGGUCCAUUUGCCAGUGAUCAUCAGGGAGGUUUAAUUUCCGGUAAAAAUUCUGGAGGUCCUUUUAACAGCAACCAAGGGAGAUAUGGAUUGAUCAGCUCCGGUAAUACUGGAGGUCCAUUUGCCAGUGAUCAACAAGGAGGUUUAAUAUCCGGAACAAAUUCUGGAGGUCCUUUUAACGACAACCAAGGGAGACAUGGAUUGAUUAGCUCCGGUAAUACUGGAGGUCCAUUUGCCAGUGAUCAACAAGGAGGUUUAAUUUCCGGAGCAAAUUCUGGAGGCCCAUUUGGAAGUGGACCUUUAACAAAUAUUGAAGGCCAAGCUGGAGGGCGGUAUGGCAGUGGAGGACUUAUUGCUGGUGGCAAUAGUGGAGGUCCUUUUACUACGAAUCAAGAAAGCUAUGGUGGUGGUCUAACCGUAGGCCGUGAUUCCGAUGAAGAACUGAUUUCUGGAGGAAACAGCGGAGUUCCUUUAGGAAGCACAGAACCGACAAACGAUCUCAGUAAGGGCGGUCUAAUCGAAGGGGGUAAGAAAGGUGGACCUCUGGGCCAACUUAAUCAGGAUUAGUUUCUGGCGGCAUCAGUGGAGUCCUUGGAACAAGCUGAAAGUGGAAAACCAGCAGUAACUAAAGUCGAAAAGAAUUCAUAAGUCGCCUAUGUCAUUUAGUUUAAUAUAACGUCUUUCACUUGUCUUUUAUCAAUAAAAUUUCAAUAAUGCUUAAA
Messenger RNA from Drosophila yakuba, 1165 nucleotides. RefSeq names its product keratin, type I cytoskeletal 9. NCBI's taxonomy places the organism in Eukaryota, Metazoa, Arthropoda, Insecta, Diptera, Drosophilidae. The transcript has a single exon. The coding region runs from base 36 to 1010 and encodes 324 amino acids. The record is from RefSeq and is a predicted model, not a curated record.